Neocloeon triangulifer is the source of this 729-nucleotide messenger RNA. RefSeq lists its product as uncharacterized. The coding region runs from base 51 to 674 and encodes 207 amino acids. The record is from RefSeq and is a predicted model, not a curated record. The transcript is spliced from 2 exons. NCBI's taxonomy places the organism in Eukaryota, Metazoa, Arthropoda, Insecta, Ephemeroptera, Baetidae.
UAUAAAAGCAACAAGAAUACUGGGCCUCAGAUUCGCAAGUGAGAUUCACCAUGGGUCUCGUCUCGGCAGCUGCUCUUCUUUUGGCCGUCGUGGCCGUCACCAACGCUCAGUACCUGGUUCCCGACCCUAACUCAGGACUCGUCUUCGUCUACCCUGGUCUAGUUCCAGUUUCCGAAAAUGGUGUUCCCCUGAUCCGUCUUGAACGCUCUCCCUUGCCUCAACAGUAUCCUGGUGGACACAAUAAGCCCCACAGACGCCCAGGUGGUAAUCAAGGUGGCUAUAACAACGCAUACCCUGGCGGUGCAGGCGGUUACCCUGGUGGUGCUGGCGGUUUUCCCGCUGGAGCCGGAGGAUUUAACGGAGGCGGAUUGAACCAAGGAGGAUUUAACGGAGGUGGAUUAGGAGGAUUUGGAGGCAUUCCUGCCGCAGGCGCAAGUGGCAGCUCUAGUUUUGCCUCCUCGUCCAGCCAGAGUUUCAAUCAGGGUGGUCCUCUAGGAACUUCAGCUUCCGGAAGCACUUCGAACGCGGGCACCAACACUUUUGGAACGGGUGGUGGUUUGGGCGCUGGAGCUGGAAGCGCUGGUGCUACCGGCAGUGCAGGAGGCAUUGGAGGUAUUGGAGGCUCAAACAGCGCCGCUCAAGCCGGAACGCAGACCGUCGCCGUUGGAAAAUGAGAAAAGAGAGAAAUGACAAAGAGCAACCCAAACUUUUUUAUCAAUAAAAAAUGAA